UAAAUUACUCAAUCCUGAAAUGCACAAAACAUAUUCAACCCCAGAAAACAAACGUAACUAGUAACAGUGUUUCAAAAAAUCAAGAGAACACACUAUAAUCGGUUAUGAAUGUACAAAUGUUUUGCCACUUGGUUUGAUAGCUCAGAACUAGUCAAUAAGACAAGCCUGGAUGUUUUGUUUCUGCUGUCCUUUGUAGCAAUAAUUUGGAAGAAAAUAAAAAAAAAUUAAAGUUCAAUGGCAGCAUUUAUGGUACACAACCGGAUUGCUCGAGUCAUUACAAAUUGCCCUGCCCACCACGGAGUUGAGCCCUUUCAAUAGCAGCAUUUGCAUCACAUGAGAGUGAAGCUUUAUGAAAACGAAACUUUAGGGAGAAGCAGAUGCAUCGUCAAUGUAUAGACCUAAAACCCACAAGGAAUGUACUCCAGUAUUCAGUAGAAAGAAAAUCCUAUUCAAAAACCAUCACCUUAUCACCAUUCAAUUUACACACAAUAAUGACUUCAUCACUCGAAUGAAAACUUAUCAUUGCUGCAUUGAUACUACUAGGAAUGUGGGCUUCUCAGGCCACAUCCCGAACACUACCUGAAGCAUCCAUUUCAGAGAGACAUGAGCAAUGGAUGGCUCGUCAUGGACGUGUUUACAAGGAUAUUGCAGAGAAGGAAAGGCUUUUUACGAUAUUCAAGGACAAUGUAGAGUUCAUAGAAUCUUUCAACAAAGUUGGGAAUCGACCUUAAAAGUUGAGCAUCAAUGAAUUUGCAGACCAGACAAAUGAGGAGUUUAAGGCCUCUCGCAAUGGAUACAAGAUGCCAUCCAAUCCAAAGGCAAAUGAAAGCUACAUCGUUCAAGUAUGAAAAUGUGACUGUAGUACCAGCUAGCAUGGACUGGAGGAAGAAAGGAGCUGUUACACCUAUUAAGGAUCAAGGUCAAUGUGGUAAGGAAUCCUCUUUUAUAAACUUCACCAUGUGCAGCUACACUUUUCAAAUCCAUGAAUUGUUUUUUCUCACCAGUGCAAUUCUAUCAACAGGAAGUUGCAGGGCAUUUUCAACGAUAGCAGCCACAGAAGGGAUUACAUUACUUACAACUGGUAAAUUGAUCUCACUGUCCGAGCAGGAACUAGUGGACUGUGAUAGAAGUGGUGAAGAUGAAGGAUGUGAGGGUGGCUACAUUGAAGAUGGGUUCAAAUUUAUCGUCAAAAGCAAAGGCAUUGCCACUGAAGCAAUUUAUCCAUAUCAAGCAACCGAUGGAACCUGCAACACUAAGGAAGAAGCUUCCCAUGCUGCCAAGAUCAAGGGUUAUGAGAAUGUGCCUAUCAAUAGUCAGAAGGCACUGCUGAAGGCCGUGGCCAAUCAACCAGUUUCAGUUUCCAUUGAUGCAAGCGGAGCUGCGUUCCAGUUUUACUCAAGCGGGGUUUUCACAGGAGAUUGUGGAACCGAUCUAGACCAUGGUGUUAUGGCAGUUGGAUAUGGAACAACUGCUGAUGGCACCAAGUAUUGGUUAGUCAAGAAUUCAUGCGGCACCACUUCGGGAGACAAAGGGUACAUCAUGAUACAAAGAGAUAUUGGUGCCAAAGAAGGCCUUUGUGGGAUUGCCAUGGAUUCUUCCUAUCCAAUAGCUUAGAUAUUACCACAUGACUUGUGAAUCUUCAAUCUAAUAUGGUACUAAAUGGUCUUGGCCAAAUCUACUUGUGCAAGUGUGCUGUGCAUUAUGUGCAUUAUGUGCAUUAUGUGAAUCUUCAAUUUAGCAUUAUGUG
This is a messenger RNA of Ilex paraguariensis (yerba mate), 1747 nucleotides long. The record is from the annotation of a GenBank genome assembly. Lineage: Eukaryota; Viridiplantae; Streptophyta; Magnoliopsida; Aquifoliales; Aquifoliaceae.